ACACUACCAUGUAACAGCCAAAUAUUCAGUCACGGAGGUUUACGGGAAUUAAAACAUAUUAUAUCCUAAUCGACGGGAAUUUAAAAACAAACAAACAAACAGGAUGGCAUUCCCUGUAGAUAUUUUGACAAAUGUGGAUCACGAGUUCUUAGAGCUGGCAGCCGAGGAAUACAUGUCUCAGAUCCUCUACAGAAAUCCUGACACAGCGGAGUACUUCAGACUACCUGAUUCCAAACAGAUAGAGAUUGGCCUCUGCAAUGUAAGUUUUGUCCCUCUAUAUGGAACAGAUACUAAAAAGAAGCUCCUUGCAUUGUUCUUACCUGAUGACUUUACCACAGUUGUUGGGCUUUAUUUGUUGGGCCAAUGGUGGGGAGUUGAAGAUGUUCUUAAAACAGCAGAGCCCUCAAGAACGGGCCUGAUCAAGGUCAACACUCUUGGGGAGAGGAUAGUCCUAUAUGUUCUCAACAGAAUUGUGUUGAGAAAUGAGAAAAGCAGUGAAGAUGUUUCCUUUCUCUGCCAUUGUGAGCAUGAAAGUGCAAAAAUACUAUGGAAGGAUGGAGAGGCCAUUGGCUUUUACUCAUACAAACCCAAAGGUAGCUUGUGCAGAAACUUCUUGACCCAGUGCUAUCAACUUCCUGUCAUGGACACAAUAUUUGUCAGGAAGUGUCACCGGGGCAAGGGUCAUGGCGUAGAGAUUCUGGAAGACUUUAUUGGUAGCUUCAGAAAGGAGUAUAUAGGGUUGAAGUUUCCUCUUUCUGAAGCUAUUUAUAAAGUUUGUGAGAAGUACUUCAGUAUACAUCCAGCAGACAAAGAGAUUCUGUGGGAAGUAGAGAAAAUAGGAAGCCCUUUCCAGAGAACUCUAAUUGCAAACAGGCUACAGAAGUUGAAGCUAAAAGCAGAGAAGGACCAGGUUGUGAGCAAACUGAAAUUUGACGAAGAUGCUGUCAUUUCUCCAAUGCAAAUCGAGAUGACUAAGGUUCAGGAAACCAUUGAAUACACAGUGGAGAUAGUGGAGGAGACCAUUACAGACAUCACCAAAGAAGUAGAUGACGUACCAGUCUCAAGGCGUGGCAGAGGUAGCAGCCUGAAACGCAGAGGUAUCAGAGAAAAUUCAGAGGAGAGGCUUUCAAAGAACAUCAGGGUGGAAGACAUUGAGGCAGGAGUUGAAAGUCCAAUUGAGGUGGCAACUGAGGAACAUCUUGAUGAUACUUUUACUGUAAAAGAAUCAGAAACUGUACUCAGGAGUACAACAGGCACAGUAACUGCAACUGUCACAAACAUAUCAGAGCUUAGAAGUUCACAGAAAGAGGAGGAACAUGAAAUUGAAAAAGACACAGCUACAUCAGAGGGGACUCCAGUCACCCACCUCACCACAGCUGGGGAAAUAGAGAGCCAGAGAGGCAGUGAAGAGGAAUGUGAAAUUGUCAAUGUGGAGCACACUGUUGUAAAACAAGGAGCCACUAUUGGGUCUAUUGACCAAAACCAACUUCAGUCUGUGGUGGAUAUAGAAAUUGUAAAGAUGAGUACAGGAACUGAAGAGGAACAAAAUGAGAAUUUAGAAAAGAACAAAGAGGUUGAGGAAGAUAAACUUGUGUGUGAGACAGAGGAGGAGGAAAUAAAAAUGCUGGAUGAACCUGAAGAGGAAAAGGCUAUGAGUGGGACCGUUGAAAUGUACAACAAUAAAAAAGCUGUUGAAGAGGUGACAGAUCAAUCAGAGACUCUUGCUAACAAAGCAGAAUCAGAAUCUGAGGUUGAGGAAUACAGAGAAAAAGAAGAGCUUACAGUGGAUUCUACUAUGGAUGCUGAAAUCUCACAGGGGGAAACUGUAGAUGUAGUUUGUGAAAUUUCAGAAAUAGACCAAGAAGCACCACAACAGUCAUCUGUAGAGUCUGCUGAGGUACAUAAAUGGAAAACAACACCUGAAGAGGACCAGAAGACAGUCGAAAAUAGCUCUAUGAUGUUGACAUUGAGUGAAGCCAAAGUUGUGCUUGUAGAUUUGCAUAAAGUUUCUCCUGAAGAGGCGAGUGAUUAUUACAGAGAGAUUGCUGAACAAGAUGAAAUGAAGCACACAAUGUCAUCUGAGCAACAAGCAGCUGAAGUAAUUAUGAUAAUGGAGGAACAAGAUGGUACAUUGGACAUAACAAAAGGAAAUAAUGUAGGGACUGAUGCCAAAAGAACUCCAGAACAAGCAACUGGAUACAAAGAACAAGAGGGUGAGCCAGAAACAGAAACCAUAGAAGUUGUUGUUCUAAGCCAAGUUGAGAAACCAGAGGAGGAAACAAAUACUGAACAAGCUAAAGAGGAUGCACAAAAGAAAGGAUCUACCGACACCCCAAGUAGAUCAACAAAUCGUGGAGAUCAAACUGUUGACCCUAGCGUGACGGUUAGAUGUCUCAGAAGCACUUUGAAACAAAUAAAGAUCGCACCUGUUAGGAGAUCUACACGUAGCAAAGCAGCGAUUCAGCAGGUAGAAUGUGUUGAGCCACAACACAAGGCAAAAUUAAGGACUGAUGAGAGGGAUGAAGUUAUUGCAGAGGAUGUAGGUCCAGAGGAGAGUGACAAGGCAAACACAAAUGUUGAUGAAACAAUGGUUAUUGAAUCUGGAAGUGUUGAACUGCUGAAAGCUACAGAAGAGAAAACACCUCAGAUUACAGAGUCUACUGAGGGAGACAUCCUCCUUGUGGAAGCAGAACCUGAUGAGGAUGUAAAAGAAAAAGUUAAAGAAAUCAAAAAGAUUGACUAUAAGGAAGCGAAUUUAGCUGGACAAACAAACAGUGACAUAGAGAUGAGCAGUCUUGCUCAGGAGACAGAUGUCCAGGAAGAGGAGGUACCAGUCAGCACAGAGAGAAAUCUCAGACGUAGAACAAUAAAAGUUCAGUCAACACUGAGAAGGAAAUCUAGACGUGUGCAAGAAGCUGAAGCAGAUGUUGAACAUCAGGAAAGACACACAGUGGUGACCAAGAAUAAAACUGAAGCAAUCCCAAUGACAAAAGAGACAGUUGAAGAAAUUGAUCAAGAGGUCAACAAGAUGGAAAACAAGGAAGCAAAAUUAGCUGAGUUGGAGCCAGUGGAAGAAACAGACAUGAUUCGAAAUGAAGAUGAAAAAACUUCAGCAUCAACAGAAGAGAUUGUGAAUGUCUGUUUACCAAUUAUUACAACAGAGACCAGUUUUGAAAGUCUUGAUGAUAUGGCAAACUCAAACACUGUUGAUACUGAGAAAUCUGAUAUACUGAUGAGUGUAGAAAUAGAUCAAGAAAAAGAACUUGAUGAGGAGACAGAGAUAGAGGAUGGUACUCCAGUAAUAAACUUACAAAAGGCCACAGUAGUACUUGUAGAUUUGAAAAAACUUUCCCAAAAUACAGAAGAGGUUGGGACUCCAGAAGUCUUAAAACAUUCCCAACUGGAGGAACAACUGGAACUGGAUAAACCAGAUAAAAAUGCAGAUCUGUGCAACCUGGCAUCAGAAGAGGAGGAACAAAAAGAAGAAAUACAAACAGAGGAAGACACUGAAAUUAUCCCUGAGGAAGAAAAAAUAGAGGAAGAAAACACAGUUGAAGAGCAGGAAAAACUUGAUGAACAAGACAUUACAUUUGAGGAGCAAAAGCCAAUAGAAGAUUUGGCCACAAUGCCAGCUAAGAACAACCUGGUGGAAAGCACUCAAAAAGACAUCAACCAGAAUGAGGAUGAAGGAGUGAGCAGUCUUACUGAAAAAACUGAAAUAGUCCAAAUAACAGAAAAGAGUGCUGACAAAGUGGAUCAAGGUGCAGAAAAAGAGAGAGAGAAAGCACCUCAAAAAUCAACUGUUGAGGCUACUGAGAAUGUCAUCCCAUAUGUAGAAGUCGAACCCAAAGAGGCUGUAGUAGGAAAAAAAGCUAAAGAAAUUAACAAAAUGGAAAACAAAGAAACAAAUUUAGUUGUGACAAAGGACACAUGUGAUGAGACACCUGAGAUGGGAGAAGAAGCCAAUUUAGAGCAAGAGAAAAAUGAAUCAUUGUUUAAAAACGAGAAAGAAAAAGCUGAGACAGAAAAACCCAUGGAGAUGGACCCAGUGGUUAGUUUGGAGCAAACAAAUGCAAGGAUCACAAGGAGAAGUCUUAGGCUCAGUGCAAAAUCAGUCACAUCUACACAGAAUACCAGAAAAUCUACACGUCUCCACAAGGCAGAGUUGGAACCAGUAAAAGAAGCAGAUAUGAGUAGAAAUGAAUAUGGAGAAACCUCAGCAACAACAGAAAGGACUGUGGAUGUGGGUAUACCCAUAAUUACAGUAGAGACCAACUUGGAAAGUCCUGAUGAAAUACCAAACACAAAUGUUGAGAAAACUUCAGCUGUUGGACCUGAGAUGUCUGUACUGCUGAUGGGUGUAGAAACAGACAAUGAAAAGGAGGCAUCUAAGAUUGUAGAAGCCGUCACACUUGUUGAAGAAGAACUUGAUGAAAAGGGAGAGAAAGAUGAUGUUACUCCAAUAAUACAGCUGCAAAAAGCCACAGUAGUACUUGUAGAUUUAAACAACCUUUCCCAAAGCACAGAAGGAGAGAGUGACACUCCAAAAGUCUUAACAAAUUCCCAGACAGAUGAACAACUGGAACAACUGGAACUGGAUGAACCAGAUAAAAGUGACUAUCAACUACAUAUCCAGACAUCCGAACAUAAGGAACAGCAAGAAGAACUACAAAAAGAGGAAAAUACGGAAAAGACCCCUGUGGAAGAAGAGGACAAAAUGGAGGAAGAAAACACCGCUAAAGAGCAGAACAAACUUGAUGAACAAAUCAUAACAUUUGAGCAGAAGAAACUUACAGAAGUUGUAGAUGGACAAAAUUAUAUAAAGGAGACAGAGAUUGUAGAGGACUGUAAGGUAGUCAUAGAUGAGGAUGUGGAAGAAACUGUAACAUCUAAAGAACAUCCAGAACAAACAACAAUGGCAGACAAGGCUAAUAUAAUUAAGGAGACACAAAAUUAUCAAGAUGUUGCUUUAAAAGAGAAACAAACAGACAGUGAGGUAGAGAUGAGCAGUCUUGCUCAGGAGACAGAUGUCCAGGAAGAGGAGGUGCCAGUCAGCACAGAGAGAAAUCUCAGACGUCGAACAAUAAAAGUUCAGUCUCAACCAAGAAGGAAAUCUAGACGUGUACAAAACCAAGAAGCUGAAGCAGAUGUUGAACAUCAGGAAAGACACACAGUGGUGACCAAGAAUAAAACUGAAGCAAUCCCAAUGACAAAAGAGACAGUUGAAGAAAUUGAUCAAGAGGUCAACAAGAUGGAAAACAAGGAAGCAAAAUUAGCUGAGUUGGAGCCAGUGGAAGAAACAGACAUGAUUCGAAAUGAAGAUGAAAAAACUUCAGCAUCAACAGAAGAGAUUGUGAAUGUCUGUUUACCAAUUAUUACAACAGAGACCAGUUUUGAAAGUCUUGAUGAUAUGGCAAACUCAAACACUGUGGAAACUGCAGCUGUUGAUACUGAGAAAUCUGAUAUACUGAUGAGUGUAGAAAUAGAUCAAGAAAAAGAACCUGAUGAGGAGACAGAGAUAGAGGAUGGUACUCCAGUAAUAAACUUACAAAAGGCCACAGUAGUACUUGUAGAUUUCAACAAAAUUUCCCAAAAUACAGAAGGAGAGAGUGACACUCCAAAAGUCUUAAGAAAUUCCCCGACAGAGGAACAACUGGAACUGGAUGAACCAUAUAAAAGUGAAUAUCAACUACGUAUUCAGACAUCCGAACAUAAGGAACAGCAAGAAGAACUACAAAAAGAGGAAAAUAUGGAAAAGAUCCCUGUGGAAGAAGAGGACAAAAUGGAGGAAGAAAACACCGCUAAAGAGCAGAACAAAUUUGAUGAACAAAUCAUAACAUUUGAGCAGAAGAAACUUACAGAAGUUGUCAAAGGACAAAAUGAUAUAAAGGAGACAGAGAUUGUAGAGGAAUGUAUGGCAGUCAUAGAUGAGGAUGUGGUAGAAACUGUAACAUCUAAAGAACACCCAGAAGCAGCAACAAUGGCAAACAAGGCUAAUAUAAUUAAGGAGACACAAAAUUAUCAAGAUGUUGCUUUAAAAGAGAAACAAACAGACAGUGAGGUAGAGAUGAGCAGUCUUGCUCAGGAGGCACCAGAAGCUGUCCAGGUAAACUUAGAAGAGGAGGUGCCAGUCAGCACAGAGAGAAGUCUCAGACGUAGAAAAAUAAAAGUUCAGUCUCCACCAAGAAGGAAAUCUAGACGUGUACAAAACCAAGAAGCUGAAGCAGAUGUUGAACAUCAGGAAAGACACACCGAGAAUAAAACUGAAGCAAUCUCAAUGACAGAUGAGACAGUUGAAGAAAUUGAUCAAGAGGUCAACAUGAAGAACGAUGAAACAUGUUUAGCUGAACUGGAGCCAGUGGAAGAGGAUACUGAGAAUGUUGUCCCACUUGUAGAAGGAGAACCUGAUGCUACUGCAGAAAAGGGAUUUGAAGAAAUCGACAAGAUGGAGAACAAGGAACAAAGCUUAGAGAACGAUCCGGCUCCUGAGAUGGGAAGAGAAGAAGCCAAUUUAGAGCAACAUGAAAAUGAGUCAUUGGUUUCAGUGGUUUGCAAGGAGCAAACAUACCUUAUAGAGGAGACCACCAGUCAAGUAGAGGAGGUCUCACAGAUGAAAAUCUCUGAAACCAAUGACAAUAAAACCGAAAGAAUCACAAGGAGAAGUCUGAGGAUCAGUGCACAGCCAGCCACAUCUACACAGAAGACCAGAACAUCUACACGUCCCCACACAGAAGAGUUGGAACCAGUGAAAGAAGCAGAUAGAAGUCGAAAUGAAGAAACCUCAUCAACGACAGUAGAGACUGUGAGUGUCUGUGUACCAAUUAUUGCAGUAGAGACCAACAUGGAAAGUCUUAAUGAUGAUGUAGAUAUGGUUUUCAUGAGCAGAAAUGUGGAAACUACUUCAUAUGAGCAAGAGAAAGACAUAUCAAAUGAUAAGGGAAAGGUAGAUGAAGCUUUGCUUGACAAAUCAACAAAUGAACAAGAAGAUGAGACCAAGAGCUCAAUUAAAACAAUUGAAAAUGAAAUUCUGCUGGAAAUGGAUAAAACACAAAAAGAUGUAGAGGGGGGAGUUCAAGAUGAAGAAAAAAAAGAGCCUCAACAAGAAAACGCAGACCAGAAACCAGAGGAGAAUACUCAACAGAAGGGAGAAGAUGAAGCAAGAACAAGCUCAGUAGAAGAAGAAGCAGUGUCAAAGGAGGAAAGCUCUGAUCAAGAGGCAUCCUUCAUUACAAGAAGAAGUCUCAGAUACCGGACAGUAACAGUCCAGUCUACACCAAGAAGAAAAUCAAAUCGCCUCCACAGACAAGAGGUGGCGUCAGAAAAAGAAACAAUGGGCAACAUAUGUGGAAAUGAAAAUGACUCAGCAAUACAGAAAUCAGCGGAUGAUUUAAAUAUCGAGAAGGAGAACGAGGCAUUAAAUGCGGAGGAGAGCAUUACGGAAUUUGAAAAUUUAAAGACAAAAGAGGGAGAAGGCAUUAUUCAGGUAAAUAUGGAAGGAAAGGCAGAGGAAAAAGGGACAAAAGAUGAUACUGUAAAAGAAGGAAAUGAAAUCCUCUUUGAAAUCAAUGAAAGUAACAGUGCCUGCCCAGACAACACUGAGCAGGACAAGACUCGAGAGGAAAAUCUUGAGAGAGAUGUACAGGCGCCUAAAGAACUGGAGGAGGAAGAAGUCUCUAGUGUACAGGCGGAAAAGAAACCAGUCCUGGAAAAAGAAACUGAGGGAGCAGUGCAAGGAAGUUCUUUUGAUUUGGAGGAAACAACUGUGGAAAGGAGAACCCUGAGAAAAAGAUUGACUGUUAAAACGGCUGCUCCAAGAAAAUCCAAACGUCUUCGCAAACAAGAGCAUGAUGAGGAUAGCGAGCAAGUCAAAGAAGUUAUACAACAAACUGAGACAGUAGAAGUGACAUUUACAACAGAGAAUGUAGAGCCGACCUCAGAUGUACCUGCAGCAGCUUUUGAGGGCAGUAAUUUGGGUGGAGGAACACAACAGAAAAUCCAGGAGAAUGCAGAAGGGACUAAAUCAGAUGGAGAUUGUAAUAUACAUGAAGACACCAAGACAGAUGCAGGUGAAUCUCAAAAGGAGCAUAAAGAGAAAAGAGUAAAUAAACCUAAGACAGAUGAGGAUAACGACGAGGUUAUGGAGCAAAAUAGCAGGAAAGUAGAAGAGAUAGGUGAAUUGGAGGAAGUGAUAGAUCAACAUGUGGAGGCAGAAGAGCAAAAGGGUGAGUCCAGUACAAAUGAGGGCUUCACUUUAGAGUUGGAGGUAGAGGAAACACCUGAUCAAGAAGAAAACAAAGCAGAAGAGGACAGCAGAGUGGCCACGGAUGCCGCAAAAGACAUCAUAUUCACAUCUGCAGAAAAAUCUGAUGAAGGUGAAGAAAAUGAGAAAGGUCUCCCCAUUGAAAAGCAUGUUCUUCAGAGUAGCUCAAGUAUAUCUUCAAGCAGACGGAGAUCAAUGAGACUGCAAAUGCAUGAAUCUAGAAAAGGAGAUGAAUCCGAUUCCGAGGAGUCAGAAGAACAACAAACAGCGAAACAGAGGAAAAGAAAAGCCAUAACUGACUUGACACCUGCACGCAGAUCAAAACGCUACAGGGCAAAAAUUGUUUAGCAGAUUUGUGGGUCUUGUAUUAAUUAAUACAGACCGCCUAUGCAUUGUAUAAUGCACUUAUUAUUUGAAUUAUAUAACUACCAAUUAUAUAAUGUGAAGUUUUCUAUAACAUUUUCAAAGUCAUGGAAAAUAAUUUUUUAAUGAAGUAUUGGGGAUUUUAUAAAAGUUUCUUGAAAUUCGGAUUUACUGGAUUUGAAAUAAGUAUAACUUUUUAGUUGGUAAUGUCUAAGUAUAUCUUUAAGUUAGACAGUUAUUGUUUCUUUUUACAUUUUUAUUCUAUAUUGUGCUUUGCAAAUUAAUUAUAGAGGUAGUUUUUAAUGUAACACUAUUUUUAUAUAUUCCACAGUAAUUCAUCCAGAAAAAAACAACUAAAUGAAUUCACAUGCUACAAUCCUCUACCUUCUGUUCUUGACAGGAUACUACAUUAAAUAUGGUUCCUCAUUUUAAACGGGCAAGACUUGUUUUGUGUGAAAUUUAUUCCAAUGUGCAGUAUGUGCUUCCAUAACAUAUAGUGUACCUUUCUAGGUGAGUUUGUGACACGUUUUGAUUGCAGUGUACCAAAUUACAGAGAAUCUGCCACAACUGCCCUUGUUUGUAUUGCCAAGGAAAUUAUAUUAGUCUUUUUGUGAACCUCAAAGCAAUAUAUUUUGUCCUUUUAUCAUCUUCAUCUCUUUUAAAUAGCAAAUGUUUGUGAAUGUGUAAUGCUAAAUGUUUGUUAAAGGUUGUUUAUUUUACACUCAAUUCUGUUUAUGUUGCUUAACGUUUCACUUUUGAAUAUUACAAUGCAAAAAUAAUUUACUUUUUUUCUUUUUACCUCUGUGGUUGUCCUGUGAAAACAUUUUCCUGAACUGUGAUUUGUCAGCUAAUUUGACUUAAAUGUUUGAAUAAAGUCAUAAAUUACCUGA
Messenger RNA from Pimephales promelas (fathead minnow), 9513 nucleotides. The record is from RefSeq and is a predicted model, not a curated record. NCBI's taxonomy places the organism in Eukaryota, Metazoa, Chordata, Actinopteri, Cypriniformes, Leuciscidae.